Messenger RNA from Pezoporus occidentalis (night parrot), 2479 nucleotides. It is a transcript of the gene BAG6, whose product is annotated as BAG cochaperone 6. The record is from RefSeq and is a predicted model, not a curated record. Lineage: Eukaryota; Metazoa; Chordata; Aves; Psittaciformes; Psittacidae. Gene Ontology annotation, cellular component: BAT3 complex. Gene Ontology annotation, molecular function: misfolded protein binding; polyubiquitin modification-dependent protein binding.
AUGGGGCAGGCCCCACCCAUUGACCCCUCUUUUCUCCCCCCCCCCCCCCUCCAGAUCAACGUGGGCACCACCGUGACCAUGACGGGAAACGGGGGGGGUCGAGCCCCUCCCCCACCCCCCGCGGGCUCGGCCGAGGCCCCCCCGGGCCCCUCCCCCACCGCCUCCACCCCCAGCAGCCCCGGGGACGCCGCCCCCACCCCGGAGGGGCCCCCCCCUCCCCCUCCCCCCGGGCCGCCCCCCCCCCGCGUCAUCCGGAUCUCGCACCAGAGCGUGGAGCCCCUCGUGCUCAUGCACAUGAACAUCCCCGAGUCAGGGGCGCCGGGGGGAGGGGCCACGGGAGCCCCCCCCGGGCACGGCCUGGGAAUGGGUGCGUCUCCGCUGCAGCUGCCGCCGCUGCCCCCCGAGUUCCUGCAGGCCGUGGCCCAUCAGAUCACCCAGCAGGCGGUGGCCGCCGCUGCCUCCGCAGCCACAGGCCAGGCUGUGGGGGGGUUCCAGCCCCCCACCCGCGUCGUCAUCGCCCGCCCCACGGCGCCCCCCCCGCGCCCCACACAUCCUGGAGCCCCACAAGCGGCCGCCACCAACCCCGCCCCCGCGGGGGGGGCGUCGCUGGCACAGGUCAUCAGCGGCCUCGUGGGGCAGCUCCUGAUGCAGCCGCUGGUGCUGGCCCAAGGAGGCUCCCCCCCUCCCCCCCCUCCCCCCUCCUCCGGCCCCUCCCCCCCCUCGGGGGGGGCUCCGGGGGGCCCGGUCCCGACGGCCUCGGCCCCGCCCCCGCAGGCCCCGCCCCCCGCCGAGGAGCAGCCAAUGGCGGCGCUGCUGGGGGGGCUGCUGGGGGCGGGGCCGGCGCCCGUUGCCAUGGCGAUGGCGAGCCCCUCCCCCCCGGACGCUCCCCCCCCUCCCCCUCCCCGCUCCCCUUCCCCUCCCCCCUCCCCCUUGCAGCAGCGAGGCCCCUCCCCCCCAAGGGGGGCAGAAGCCCCGCCCCCCGGGGGGGGGGGAGGGGAGGCUCUGCCCCCCGAGUUCUUCACGUCGGUGGUGCAGGGGGUGCUGGCGGCCAUGUUGGGUCCCUUGGGGGCCCCUCCCCCCGGGCCCCCCGAAAGCAUCGGGGCCUUCCUGCAGCGCCUGAGCGGGGGGGGGCCCCUGGACGGAGGAGGGGGGGGCCCCGACGGGUUCCUGGGGGCGCUGCUGUCGCUCAUCACCCAGCACCUCUCCAUGGGUUCAAUGGGUCUCAAUGGGUGUCAAUGGGUGUCAAUGGGUUCAAUGGGUCUCUAUGGUUCUCAAUGGGUGUCAAUGGGUCUCAAUGGCUCUGCAGGGUUCCUGGGGGCGCUGCUGUCGCUCAUCACCCAGCACCUCUCCAUGGUGGACGUGGUCCUGCUCCUGCACGGGCGCUGCCACCCCCUGCAGCGCCUGCAGCCCCUCCUGCGCCGCUGCUUCCGGCAGCGCUUCCUGCGCGGCGCCCGGCCCAGCGACCGCAACGUGCGCGCUGCGACCCACAACCUCAUCAUGGGGCUGGAGGACUUCAUCCGGGAGAGCUUCGCUGGGGUGCACGUGGCCGAGGGGGUCGACAUCACCCGCACCAAUGUGGAGUUCCUGCAGGAGCAGUUCAACCGCAUCGCCCUGCACGUCCUGCGCUGCACCGACGGGACGUUCGGGCCGCGCCUGCUGGAGCUCUGUAACCGGGGCCUCCUCGAGUGCCUGGCGCUGAACCUGCUCUGCCUGCGCGGGGAGCGCGGGGCCCUGGCGGCGCUCAUCAGCGACCGCAUCCGCCGCCUCUCUGCCGACGUGGCCCCCGCGCUGGGGGGCUGGCUCACGGCCGUUGUGGGGCUGCGGCUCCAGGCGGUGCUGGAGCAGAUGCCCGUGACCCCCGAGCAGGUCCUGCCCUAUGUGAGGCGCGUCGGAGACCCCCCGGCCCCACGGCAGCCUCUCCCUGAGGAGCCAAUGGACGUGCAGGAGGCGGAGCCACCCCCGGAGGACGCUCAGAGAGAGGGCAGCGGCUCCCCCCCCCCGGGGACCACGGCCGAGGAGGUGCUGAGCCCCGAGAGCGAGCCCUGGGCAGCUGCAGUGCCCCCCGAGUGGGUCCCGAUCCUGCGCGAGGAUGCUCAGCGCCAGCGCAAGGCGAAGGCGCAGCCGCCCCUGAGCGAUGCCUACAUGAGCGGCAUGCCGGCCAAGCGCCGCAAGACCAUGCAGGCCGAGCCCCCCCCAUUGCUCCUGGCCGAAGCCGUGGGUCGCGCUGCCCGAGCCGCUGGGGCCCGGCCCCUGGGGCCCCCCGAGAGCCUGAGCCGGGAACUGAGCGAGGGGCCCCUGCAGGACGGGUACCGGGAGCAGCUCCAAGCCGACCUCCGGCGCCGCCUCCGCGACGACCCCGACUUCACCCCCCGGCGCUUCCCCAACGCCCACCGGGCCUUCAACGAGGAGCCCGCCCCUCCCCCCCCCGAGACCCCACCCCCCCAAUAAAGCUCCGGCCCCUCCCCCACUCCACCCCCCC